AUGUAUUCAACAAUAAUAGACAACAAUGCAGCUUUGGCGUCGGAUCUCUGCAUCAACAGCCUUUUCACUGUCGUUGUAGCGCAAUAUGGCAACAAUCUGGCCAUUAACUUCGAAAAUGUGGAUAGACUGACCUAUAGACAGGUAAGUAAAUAUGUUGACUUCCUCGCUGACGAACUCAAAUAUCAUAUUUCGCAUGGACAACUCGUCGCCGUCCUUCUUCCACGAUCACCGGCCCAAGUGAUCGCCAUCCUAGCCAUUCUCAAACUGGGCGCUAUUUAUGUUCCAAUCAAUCCAGAGCUACCCAAAGCCCGGAUUGGGAGCUUGAUAUCUUCGGUGCCGAUUGAAAUUGCCAUUUGCCUUGCGGAAACUGAACAUCAAUUGCCGCACAAAGUACUGCCAUUGACGCUCAGCGGCAAAUAUGGACAUGAAUCCAGGCUGAAAUUCCCCAACAGCCACCGGGACACAAAGAAUUGCCUACGAAUUACAACAGACGACCUUGCAACAAUUCUGUUUACUUCGGGUAGCACAGGGCAGCCCAAGGCCGUCAAGCUAACACACAAGAAUUUGAUUCCACAAGCUAAAUUCUUGGCGAGAGAGUUGGGUCUUGAUAGUUCAAGAUCAGUAUUCCAGUUCUCAUCUUGUUCUUUUGACGUUCAUCUCCUUGACAUUCUGUCGGCUCUCCUCUCAGGAGCACAGCUCCAUCAAGCGUCUCAGAGCGCUAUUUUAUCAGAUCUUGAAGGACAAAUUAUGAGCUUCAACUCAGACACUAUUCAAUUAACCCCGAGUGUGAUCUCGACACUGCAGCCACACAACGUUCCAUCCAUCAGAUGCAUGGUGACUUGUGGAGAGGCGUGUACGGAAGAGAUUGUCAACACCUGGGGUAACCGAAUAGUAUUAUUAAAUAUAUACGGCCCUUGUGAAGCUCCUACGACGAGCACUAAAAGGCUACGACCGGGAACCUCACCCAGUUGUGUUGGAAAACCUCCGUCAUAUGCAAAUAUUGCUGUGGUCAACGAGAAAGGACAAUCUCUUCCCCCAAACCAUGUUGGCGAAGUACUAGCAUAUGGCGAGACUGUCUCCCAAGGAUACUUCAAUGGCGAGGUUCAGGAGAAAUUUACGCGCACAGUACGUUCUACAACGGGCGCGACACAAUCAAGUGGAUGGUAUGCAACUGGGGAUUUCGGGCUGAUCGAUGAGAUUGGAGAGCUGCACCUGCGCGGAAGAGCGGAUGACCAAAUAAAAAUUAGUGGACAGCGCAUCGAACUUGGAGAUAUUCAUCAGGUCAUCCAUGGGAUCCCCGGCUGCGGACGUUGUGUGGUACUUGCUCAUACUGUUAACCAGCGUGCUGGUCUCUAUGCAGUAGUAUCCACCGAUCCUGGAUUUGGCCAGCCAGGAAACACGAUUGUGAUAGCAGAUGGACAUGGCAAUCUUAGAAAGGAGAUCUUUGCUUCUUGCAGAGCCAACUUACCUGCUUAUAUGGUCCCACAAGUCAUAAUUGUCAAGUCGCUCCCUCGGAAUGUCAACGGCAAGGUCGACGUUAGCCAAAUUCGGACCUUCUUGAGCUCUCGUCAUACUUUGGACGAAAUGAGGCUUGACAAGUCGGAGCAACUGUCGGAAUAUGGCCACCAAGUCGCCAGUAUCAUCCGGAAGCGACUGCAACAGCUUGUUCCUUCAAAGGACGACCUCCUAGAAUGGGGAUUUAAUUCUAUGGACGCUGUCUGGGUUAUCAAGGAAUUGCAUGAAAAGACUGGCCACCGAGUUUCGAUCACCGAGCUGCUAAGCCACCCCACGAUUGAGUCGAUUGCAAACCAGAUAGAAUCAGUUUCUGUGGUCCGCACCUCUCACGCCAGGGAGCCUACGCCUAUGCCAAGGGAUUGGUAUGUUGCUUCACCAGGACAACAUAGUCUAUUCCGAGCCACAAAGGUUUUCGGGAACAAGGUGUACACCUGCAAAAUUGCCUAUGAGAUUGCGGGAAGCUUAGAUCCGAGUCGAUUUUUGGAUUGCCUUACGGAAAAAUAUGCCCAGCAUGCGAUAUUCAACACGUCUUUUGUGGAAGACGAAACAGGCUUUAAAGAAGGAAAUAUCGUUGCUCGAGUGAAGCCAGAUACUUACAACAGACCUCGUGUGUCAUUCUUUGCCUUCGAACAGUCGCGUCGUACUCAUUCUUCUGCUACAUCGACUGGCGUUUCUUUGCUGGAGGCUGUAUAUGACUGGGAAAUGAGCCAAGAAACAGACUUGGACAUUGAAGAAGGACCCGUUGCAAGCGCUGCUCUUUAUCAGACUGAUAAAGACGCCAAUCAAUGGCUUGUAAUACUAACGUUUCACCAUAUGGUGAUUGACGAGUAUUCGAGCAAUACCUUCUGGUCUGAACUCAUAGAUCUGUAUCAAGCAAAAAACCCCACAGCCAUGAUAACUCCGACCAAACGAAUAGACUAUAGCCAGUACGCCACCAUCUACCGAGCCAUACUCGAGUCGCGUGGGACUUCCGAUGGCGACUGGUGGCGCGAUGUGUUUCGAGGCUACCGGCCGCAGCCGCUGUUUCAAGAUGCCAUCGGAAAUCACAGCGAACGUUUAUCCGGAUACGAUGUCGCAGCAGACAUUUACUGGAAAACAUUGCCUCAAAGGGAGGCUACUAGACUGACAGCGCGAAGGGGAAACGCCGCCAAUACUUUUGGUGCCUGGCUGUCACUUGCGCAGCUAUUUCUUUCUCGGGUGACGGGAAAAACGGAAUACUUGCUCGGUGUCCCAACAUCAACUCGGUCGGUUGAUCCUCGCUUUGUUAGUGUUAUGGGAUAUUGUAUGACACUUGCAGUUCUCCCUGUCUCUCUCGAUUUGGACCAAGACAGUCUGGUAUUCGAGGCAGCCACGCUGGAAAAGUAUCGCCAAUGCGUCACCCACGAUCAGCGAGUUGAAGACAUCUUGAGUUGGCUUGUAGAGGAGAAUCAGACAGAAAAUACUGCCAACGUAGACGCACUGUUCGUUUAUCACGACCCGUUGGAUUCGUCUCUUGACCUGGGAAAUUCAGGGCUUCACUACAAGAAACUUGCCGAUGCGACUGGUGGGAGCCACUAUCAUCUUAUCCUGCAUUUGGAUAACUCAGGGCCCUCUAUUAGGGUCGGAUUUGAAUACCGAACAGAGUCAUUCAGCACAAAGUUCAUUGAAGCUUUGGCACAGGCCUUUACAGAGUUGGUGGUUGAGUUGUCAUGCAGCGAUGAGCAGCGCUCAGUCGGGGAAAUUGUCUCAACAGCGCCGUCUCAGGCUCUUCAAUUUGCAGUGGAAGCUUCAACAAGACAAGCUGGGCCCGUGCUACAAGAGCUCAGAAGACGAGGCGAAAAUCUCAACAUCAUGGACCAUAUUUACAUGACCGCGUCAGUAAACCAAAACGCAAUUGCAAUUGCGACAGCUGAGCGGAAUGUGACUUAUCGGCAACUUCUUGAGCUGGUAUCAGGAGUCGCAAGCAAGCUGCGCCGAGAAGGAGUCAAGACUGGCGACGUUGUUGUCUUAUUUAUGGAUAAGAGUGUCGAAUACUUGGUUUCCGUACUUGCUCUCAUUCGUAUCGGUGCUUGCUUUGUCCCCCUCGAUAUUACGAGCACACUGGCCGUGAAUAACUCAAAGCUGGCCGUCCUUGCCCCUACACUGAUACUUACUCGUCGACAUGUUGACCAGCUUCAUCACAAUGUCCACGAAGCAAAGACAUCCACAACAGAGCUGUCAGCUGAUGCAUACAUUGCUUUUACUUCUGGCUCUACGGCUGAACCAAAAUGCUUUCGCAUAUCACAUCGCGCCCUGGCAUCCUCUAUCUGCAGCCAAGUUGAGGCUCUUAAUAUCUCAACCGGACAUAGGGUGGCUAUGCUGACUAGCCUUGCGUUUGAUGUUUCUUUAAUGGAGAUAUUCUGUACCUUUGUUGCGGGUUCGACACUUGUUGUGGCUCCACACGAUCAAUUCAUUACUUCACUGGCAGAUACGCUGAGGAAUAUGGCUGUAACUCACGCGAUCGCCACGCCGACGAUGCUUGCUGCCAUUGAUUCACCAUCAGAAGUCCCCUCGUUAGAGUCUAUCAUCCUUGGAGGAGAACCGAUCCCAAGUGUUUUGUACGAACGAUGGUGGGGGAAUGUGGACAUUCGAAUCUCGUAUGGGCCGGCUGAAACAACGAUUGCUACCCACGACUUCAUCGUUACAACCAAGCCGACCACCAAUUCUUGCAAUAUCGGCAGACCGUCCCCAUCCGUGCGGGCCUUUGUUCUAAAUGCACAACACAACCCUGUUCUUCCUGGUAUUCCAGGGCGUUUAUUCAUUGGGGCAGCGGAAGAUGGUAAAUAUGAUCAGCUAACUUCUGGUUAUAUCUCGCCGCUCUCUGCUAAUAAGCGUCUGGUGGACCAUCCAAAAUUGGGCAGGCUCUAUGACACUGGUGACAUCGUACGAUACGACCUCCAAGGGGCUUUCACCCUUAUCGGUCGUACUGAUGACCAGGUUAAGAUAUCCGGAGUUCGAUUCAAUAUUGGCGAUGUUGAAAAGACCAUCGAUGUGUUCGUGGGUGCUCGACGGAGAUGUGCAGUGGUUAUCUCUGAGACUCAGCCUGGCAAUAAAGCUCUAACAUGCUUCAUCGAGUUUUCUGACACAGAUGGUUCGAUUACAAACCCACCGGAGCGCCACGCUACAACAGCCUCUAUCAUCCUGUUGCUCAACAAUGCGCGACGAGAAGAAUUGGCCGCACUGCGUGAUCGGGUGUCUGAAGCGCUUCCAACUGCUAUGAUCCCCAGAUACUGGAUCCCAGUCAAGGAAUUGCCCGUGUCUCGUACGGGAAAGAUUGAUAGGCGGCGAUUAAAUGAGGAAUUGGCAUCCGCUCAUCGCCACGGCACAAACAUUGAAGCAUACAGCAGCCUCGUCGCCCAAAUUUCUCAUCUCCAUGAAGCUAGAGAUGACGAGGAAGUCAUUAAGAGCUCUCGAAGCCUACAAUAUCCAGCUAGCGGACCUGUUUCAUCCUACAGAGAGAGACUGAACGAUGAAUUAAUGCAAUCCCUCAUCAUCGCCUGGACGGAGAUUUUACCUAUCGAUGAGGCACAAGUUGACAUUCAUAGGUCAUUCUUCAAGACGGGCGGCGAUAGCGUGUCGGCUAUUCGUUUCUGUGCCCGAGCGCGGAAAUUAGGCAUUCGAGGUUGUACUGUGGCGAAGAUGCGAUCCAAUCCCAGCCUCUCACAACUUCACGAUGUCCUUGCUUAUGAUAACUCUUCUCUGCUGUCAAACGUGCUAUCAUCGGAUGACGAACCGACAGAUGAAGCUUCCGGUCUCACGCCGCCCUCUUCGAUGCCCUCUACGCCAACAAGUUCAGGAUCCUCAUUUGUGAAAUUGCCUGGAGCUACCGAAUUCACUGCUCUCAGUAUAUCCGGACAAUCUGUCUCCACUACUGAUGUUGAUGAUGAAGAAUUUACUGGCAUAUUUCGACACGUGGAAUCCUUUAUGAAUACCUUAGAACUAUCACAAGAGAUUGCGGCAGCAGGUAUCAACGAGAGCGAGGUGGACGUUGUAUAUCCGCCUACUGCCAUGCAGUCAUCCAUGGUUCAGCAGUCUUUACUAGACUCCAAUUCAGGCGUAUACCAUAGUCAACUUAUCCUCCACCUCGAAGGACCAGUACAAGAGAUGAAAUUGAGAAAAGCAUGGAGUGCAGUAUGCAAUGCAAAUCCUUCACUCCGCACCAUUUUUGUGCCCUUGGAACGUGGUCAUGUACCCGGAGUGGCAUAUUUGGCGGUGGAGCUGAAGCAAAACGCACGCAUUCCUUUGUUCGAAAGCCGUCAGCUUCCCCUCCCGUCAUCGGAAAUGUUUGAGGACCUCCUGGAUCAUGAUAGAAAAGUAGGAAUCGGAGCCACUACGAAUAUCCACAAAAUGACCCUAGUUGAGAGAGGUCCUUGCGAGUAUACACUUAUCUUUACAUGUCACCACGCUGUUUUCGAUGGUUGGAGCACAACUACUCUGUUGAAGCAGCUUGGCGAGGCCUAUUCGGGAACCUUGCCGCUGAAAACCAGCAGAUCGAAUGCUGAAUACUUCACGCAGCAAUUGACGCGUGAUAGGGGUGCGUCUGAGGACCUAUGGAGACAAUACCUUGCAGGGGUUCAGUUGCCACAGCUUCCACAGCGAGAACACGUUAUGGAAAGGCCGUCACACAAAAGGAUAGAAGCGGCUCUUCAAACUGCUAUUUUGAGCAGUGAGUUUCAAGCACGCGCUGAAGCUUUUGGUGUGACCCCUUUUACUAUCGUACAAUUGGCCUUUGCGCUUGCUCUUGAAGGCUCUUGGAUUGGUCACAGGCCGUCUACUCGUGUCGGAUUCUGGACGGUCACCAGCGGAAGAUCACAAAUAGUAGACGAUAUCAACGCUAUUGGAAACUUCUUGAACACAAUUCCAUGCGUUGUGGCUCUUUCCUCGACUACUAGCGUCCAUAAAAGCCUCCAAGCUACGUAUAGAAUGUUCACCAAAAUGUCAGAGCACGAUUGUGUUUCUACAACAGACAUUUUGCGCUGUUUCGAAAAGCCCGAAUGCGACAUCGACGCUCUCCUGGUGUUUGAGAAUCACCCAGAUGCUAGCGAGCCACAACUCCACUUCGGCAGCAACAUUCGGCUUAAUUCAGUGGAUGGACGAGAAGUAUCGAGUCUUCCAUUCGUUGUUGUUGUCGAGCCUGGACAGACUGAAGUCAAGAUUAUUGCCAAGUUUGAUGAAGCACGACAUCACUCUGGCUCAGUUAGACGAGUUCUUGAUCGUUUCUCCACCAUAUUGAGCAACAUUGUUUCACAUCCGACUCUCGAUGAAUGCAGCCUGUCUAGUAUAAGCUGCGAUUAUCACUAUUCAGAGAAGCAGUUGGUCUUACAACAAGCAGUGAAUUUGAGCCAGCAGUCUGGACCGCAGGAGACCCUGGUGUCACUUUUUCGCCAGUGUGUUGCUAAACAUGGACAACGCAAAGCUUUAGCAACUCACUCGUCAUGGUUGACCUUUGCGGAGUUGGAUGAUCUUACCGACCGACUGGCUAUCUACCUCUCACGUCAAGACGAUAGCAAUUCCAAAAUUGUUCCGAUUGUUCUUGAGAAGAGUCCAUGGAUGGUCAUUGCCAUGCUUGCAGUCUUGAAGAGUGGGCGUGCCUACUGCCCACUUGAGUUCGACGCACCAAGCCACCGGAUAUCUUUCGCAAUUAAGAGGCUCGGAGCAGGCCUAAUAAUCACAAACGAGAACGGUUUCCCAAAGUUGGCGAGCCUAUCCGCCUGGGGUCAUCCACAAAUACUCGUGAUUGACAACAUCCAAACUCUGCUGGCUAACGCUGAGACUCGUACUUCUAAAGAUGCGGUAUCCUUGCUGCCUACAUUACAUCCUGAUAUGGCAUGUUACGUUAUGUUCACAUCUGGAAGCACUAGUAGCCCAAAGGCGUGUACACUCACACACGGUGCUGUCGCCAGCGCAGUUCAAGCGGUUCAGCUACUGUAUAACUUUGAACCAUCGUCUCGCAUCCUGUUAUUUGCAAACUAUGUCUUUGACGCUAGCGCGAUCGAUAUCUGGGGCUCUCUCUCUUCCGGUUCUUGUCUCUUUCUUCUCCACGACGAUGAACUGAAAUCGGACCUCAUUGGGCACAUAGACCGUCUCCGGAUUAAUUGGAUUCAUCUCACUCCAACAGUCCUCCGAACUGUAUCACCGGAUCAAGUCCCCAGCCUCAAGACUAUCAUCCUUGGAGGAGAAAUGAUGGUUCCAGAUCUUCUUAAUAUCUGGGCGAAGCAAGUUGAUAUCGUUGCUGCAUACGGUCCAACAGAAGCGGCAAUCCAAGUCCUCACUUUCCGCCCGAGUCGUUACCCUAUCGACGAAAUUACCUAUACAGCUCUUCCAGGAAACUUGGUAGUGGUUGUCAACGAACGCCGCGAAAUCUGCCAUAUCAAUGAACCUGGUGAGAUUGUGAUUGCAGGGAAACAGCUUUUCGUCGGGUAUGAAGGCAAUAGCCUUGCCACCCAGGCGGCUCUUACGACGGUCCAUGGAUUUGGUGACUUCAAAUUCUACAAAACAGGAGAUCGCGCCUAUUAUUCUCAUAUAGGGGAAGAUGGGAAGCCACAUAUACGCAUCCUUGGCCGCGUAGACCAUCAAAUGAAGGUUUCGGGCAUGAGAAUAGCGCCUGAAGAAAUUGAGGAAGUUCUGAACGCAGACCCGGAUGUUGUAUGUUCUGCUGUUGUCGCGAGCUAUGGGAGAUCUAUAGACGCGCUGGUCGUUGGCCGGGACAAUAAUCUCAAUGUGAACCGGCUCAUGACUUUGUGUCGAGAAAGGCUCCCCGAACGGUUACGCCCAGUUAUCCACCAAGUGAAAGAGAUCCCUCUCUUAGCAAGCCGCAAAGUUGAUCGAAAAAGACUGUCAACACUUCUGGAUAAUGUUAUUGCAUCGAAACCUGGCGGCCGUUGCUCAAGCAAUGUGUCUCAAAAUGAUUCAGCAAAGAUAUCCGCAGUUACUGCGAUUAUUGAGAAUGUUCUUGGGACAAAGGUGCUCGAUGUAAACGCGCCAUUGGCAAACUUGGGCUUGGAUUCACUCGGUUUUAUGCGACUUAAGCAUUCACUAUGUACCAAGUUUCAUCUUCCUGAUUUAACAUAUCGUCAGCUACGCAACAUCGCUACGGCGGCCGGAAUCGCUGAUCUGGUUGGCACGGCUUCACCGUCGGCCGUCUCAUCUGACCACGACGUUGUCAGUGUGGCUUCAGAUGUGGAAAAUGUGUCGCCGACCCGGGCCUUGGAUGAAAAGUCUACGAAGACACCUAUCAGGCGUACUGGUAGACUUUUGGCCCUUCCGAGUCAAUUGGCUAUGUGGGUAGCUCAGGAACGCUUACAAGAUACGACGUACAAUGUUCAGCGCGUAUGGCGCUUCGAAGAUGUCACUGCAGACGCCCUGUUGUCUGGACUCCUAGACGUUAUCCACCGCCUUGAGAUGUUCAGGACGACAUUCGAGUUUGAUCUCUCUGCAGGGAAGCUGUACCAAGUCGUUCAUGAUAAGACUCUCGUUGCGGUACAAAUUUCUCGGAUUUCACAUAUCGAUAUAGACGACUUGCGAGCAAGGUUUAUACCACAUAACUGUGCAACAAUUGACCUAAGACAUGGUCCUCUGGCCAUAUUCCAUCUCAUCGCUGAUGGCAGGACUACUGUCCUUCACUCAACAAUACACCACAUUAUUGUGGAUGAGUUUACUAGCAUCCAGCUAUUUAAUCUCAUCCGAUGCGCCGGUAGAGGCAGUUCCGACCCGUGUGCUUUUGAAGGCACUUCUUCCAUCGCUCUCCAUGCUGCUCAAACAACAAACUGCCACGACGAAAGCCACCUUAGCGAAUGGAAACAGCGGAUGUCCGGAGCAAUAGGAAUUGAUACGGAAUCUCACUAUGAGGGCUCUUACGAUCAACUAAGGAGCGUAUUGGGCAACCUCACUCAUACAGCGUUCCUACGCAGUCGGCUAGGUAGUGAAGAUUCACUUGAGGACUUCACAAAGCAGAUCCGCGAAGGAGUGGAUUUUGCCUUGGAGUCAGACAUGGCCAUCAACAAGGUGGCUUCUGCUUGUGGCCUGGACACAGCCAAUUUCAUGAUUCAAUUUAUCAUGCACGAUGCUCAGUCAUAUGAUGAUAUGUCAUCCGAUAUGACUGAUAUGACUUUGGACCUCAUCACCUCAGAAAAACCAAUGUUUGACCUUAUGUGGCAUGUUUUCGCUCACAAAGAUUGUUUGGAUGUCUUGGUUGAAUUCAAUGAGCAGAAGUAUGCCAAAGACGAUAUUAAAAUUCUGGUACAGGCGUGGGAGAAAGUCAUCGACAAGAGCAAUUGCCAGGGUGGUCAAUCGAUAUCUUCGAUAUUAUCUACCAUAAUUCCCGAGGACUCACUUUUCAAGAAAACUGAUUCCAACACAAAGUUGACAAAGCAAGCAUGCGAGCUUCAAGUCCCACCUCCUUCGGAUCUUACAUCAAGCCACGAACAUAGAGCCAUUUCAACGCCCAUCGACAUCUCUGGUGGGCUCAAUCAGCGCGCUAUAGAGCUGCAGUCACUCGUCACAGAUUCGCUAUGUAGAGCUUUAGGCGUUACAGUUGUCGACCUCGAUCAAAACCUCCGCGAAAUUGGUCUCGAUUCAUUCGCUGCAAUGUCAUUUAUCGCCAGCAUACUUCGCGUCGAGCCAGAGUUGGAAAUCAGCCUGAGAGACAUUACUGCAUGCCCAUCUGUUCGACUGCUAGUUGACACUCUCGUCCAAAAGGAUGGCCCACAGUCCAAGUAUGAUGAAGCCAGAGCGAGAUUUGAGUCAUUAAUAAGAGAGUCUUUAUGCAAAUCUUUGGGCAUCGCGUCGAUUGACGGCCAAAGCAGCUUGCGUGAACUUGGCCUAGAUUCUUUUUCAUGUAUGGCAUUCAUGGCCUAUAUGAUUAGGCACGAGCCAGAUAUCAGUGUCAGCAUGCGCGACGUUAUGAGCUGCCCUACGAUGGAAUUACUUGUGGAACAUUUCGCUCAUAGAGCUUUGUCAGAGACUUGCGACAACAAGUCUGACGACGGAAGCUAUGUGGCAUUGGGAAAAGACAUGCUCCAACGUCCACAACACGGUUUGGCAAGCUCAAUGCAAAAAAGAUUCUAUCUACUCCAGGAACAGCUCGGAGACUCAACUUACAGUCUGCCAAGUGCAUAUCGUGUUCAUGGUGUCCAUUUAUCUCGCGUUAUUGCGGCUCUCCAAGAUAUUGUGACUGAGCACGACAUUUUCAGAACACAUUUUGAUUUCACAGAUGAAAGUGAACUACUGCAAAUCGUUGAUGAAACAGAGUGCUUGGAAUAUACCAUCCAUGAUAUUAGCAGCCAUAGCGAUGUGACAGCCGCUGAAGAGGUUACGAGGAUUAGCCACGAAGAAUGCAUGCGCGAGUUCAACCUUGCCGAAGGUCAUCUUGUGCGAUGCACUGCUAUUAUUCUCCCUAACGGUGAACAGUAUAUAAUCAUCAAUUUUCACCAUUGUGUCGCCGAUGAACGAACCAUCACCGGCGUUUGGGAAGAGCUGUGUUCUGCUGUGACAGACAAGUCUUGUUCCAAGGAGACGGCUAACGUCGACGCUGGUUCGUACAUCGACUUUUCCACUCGACACCACGAGAUGCUCAAAUCCAACAAGCUUGCAGAAGCUCAAACAUUCUUCCAGAAUUUGCUAGUUGGUCCUGAAAACUCGCAUGGGUUAUUUCUGAGACCAGGACCAGAGACAGAGAGCUAUCCCGAUGCUAUUACAAUCAACCGCAGCACGAUUUUCGACUACGAUCCAGUGCAGUGGGCUUACAAGUCGGGAUCGACUCCUUUUGCUGCUUAUCUGUUUACUUUCCAACUUCUUCUCAGUUUCAAGUCAGGCACCGAAGGGUCAUCAGUUUUGAUCCCCGCCACUUGCCGAGGGCCUCGGGAGCAGAACUUGUACGGAUGCUUCAUUAACACGCUUCCAGUGAGAUUCACAAAACUGGCGGGCACAUGCUCCAUGACCGAAACUCUGCGAGACUUUCAGGAUUGCCUCGCCAAGGUUCUUGAGUACUCCAGUAUCCCAUUUGAGAGACUUUUGGAGUCCAUAGGCUGGGGUGCCAACGACUUCGAUACGAUCUUCACGUAUCAUAAUGUACCGGUUGGAGCACGAGAAAAAGCCAGAACUGUUGAACCUUGCAAGGGAAUUCUCCCAGAAGUACUACCUGGUCUCUCUGCAAAAUUCCCGUUGGCUUUCACCAUCACAAGAGAAAUGACAAAAGAUGGGAAGUCAAAGUUGGACAUGAGCGUUGAGUUCAAUCCGGAUCGCAUCUCAGAAGUCGAAGUCUUGGAGAUAUGCAAGGAAUACGAAUGCCUCUUGCGUCAUAUCCAAAAGCUGGGAGCAUAUGCUUCCUUGAACGAUAUUGAAGGUGCUUAUACUAAUAAUAAUACCUUCAAUCAUCUUACAGUUGCCACAAAUGGAACGACUGGCGAGAGUGAAUCUCACAAAGAUACCAGCGUGACUCAGAGAGACUCUCGGUCUGAACUGCAGCCUGUCUCAAAGGUCCCUUCUUGGUUCCAUGGCAUGCCUAAUCCCAUAGUGGAAACAACCCCGUUUGCCGACGUCCAAAUCCUUGACCAAGCUAAAGCCCGGCCUUCCGCCACUGCCAUGAUUUUUGAGAAUGAAAUCUCGAUAACAUACAAGGAGAUGGUAGAUAUGAUAUCAGGCUUGGCUAGCUACCUGUCGACGCGUAUUGGCCCUCAAAAUAUGCUGAACCAAGCUAUCUGUAUUGUGGGCGAUGCGUCCAUUGAACGAAUCAUUACAAUCUUGGCGAUUAUGACGGCUGGUGGUGCUUACGUACCCAUCGAACUGAACAAUCCAAUCGACUGGAACCUCACCAUCAUAGCAGACUGUGAGCCAGCUGCUGUAGUUUUUAUCCCAGAAAAGGAACCCCUACGUGUUGAACAAGCUUCACAGCUUAGAGCUCAACUCAAGGCGAAGGGCAUACUCUGUGUUGAUAUCGAUACUCCGCUACCAAUGUCAUCGGAACCAUUCAAAUUGACCACAAAACGGCUACCGGAACAUUUAGCCUACGUCCUGUACACAAGCGGCUCUACAGGAAAACCGAAGGGAGUAGCCAUCCAAAAUCAUGCACUUCGGAAUGCUACAGUCUCAUUACGCCCGUUAUACCGUCUGGCUCCGAACAAGCGGCUCCUACAGCUGGCACCUUGGACUUUUGAUGUUUCCGUCAUUGAUAUUUUUGGCACCUUGACUGUUGGAGCGACUCUUUGUAUUGGUCGCAAGUCAUGGAUGCUGGACGAUCUUCAGGACACUAUGGCCAUGCUGAGAAUCACACACAUUGCUACUACCCCCACUAUUGCUGGCGCUCUGGAUGCAAAUGCACUUCCAGACGUUGAGUGUCUAGAUAUUGGCGGAGAGCCCAUGACAGAGCUGUGUCGAGAUGUGUGGGCUUCCAAGGCCACGCUUUUCAAUAUCUAUGGCCCUACAGAGGCCACCGUCGAUGUCCUUGGUCGACAAUGCUUCCCCGAUACGGACAUAUCAAACAUUGGCCGGCCUUUGGAGAACGUUUUCGUCUAUGUUCUUGAUGAUAAACUGAGGCAAGUCGGCAUAGGAGAGGUUGGCCAACUAGCUAUAGGAGGCCAUCAGCUUGCGCGCGGUUAUCUGAAGCCACCGGCGGGUGCCGCGGCUUUUGUAGACACAAAGGAUUAUGGACGCAUUUACCUAACUGGAGACUGUGCGCGUUUCGAACCGGACGGCAGCAUAGUUUGUCUUGGCCGUAUGGAUACUAUGGUCAAUUUGCGAGGCCUGCGAGUUGAGCUGGGAGCCAUUGAGAGUGCCGUGAACAAUGUGCUCGACCAGGGCAAAAGUGUUGUCAUCAUGGUUAAGCGGCCAUCAGGCGAUUGCCUUGUAGCCAUUUUUGCGGAUUUACAGGCCUCGGUCAAGGAUAAAUUGCCAGCAUAUUUUAUGCCCUCUUUAUGGGUUCCGGUCAACGAUAUCCCGAUGAAUAACAAUGGAAAACUGGACAGGAAAAUGAUCAAGAGUCUUAUCGGAGAACUAUCAGAAGAAGCUCUCGAUGGUUACCUUCCCCAAUCAGCAACGGAUGAGAAGCUUGAUAAAAUUGACGACCUAAGUCGAGAAUUGCCGAGUUCAUUGCCUUUUCAACAAUCGCGAGUCGAUCAGAGUGAACUCAUUCGAGACAACACGAUCGGCGUCCAAACUCAAGAUAUUGUGAUGCAAGCUCCGGGGAAAAGAGAGCAGGAUACCUGUGACCAAACCGGGAUGGCUGUCCGUGCUGCGUUCCAUACAGUUCUUGGCACCAAAUCCCUAGAGAACAACAGCAAUUUCUUUUCUAUGGGCGGUGACUCAAUUUCUGUCAUCAAACUCCGUUCAGCCUUUACAAAAGCCGGACUCAAGUGUAAGGUGAAAGACAUCUACCAAAAUCCAACAAUUGGCGCCCUCACUCUAUUCUUUGGCGGGACGAUAUCACAAGAAUCGCCUAAUGGGAUUGACGCUACAGGGAGAUCCGCUUCGAGUAGCACUGUAGCACAGGUCCCUACAGAACGGCCGCUUAUUACAACACCAGCACCAACAACCGAGACUAGGAUACAAGGCGCUUUUAAGGAAAUCCUCGGAGAUCGGCAGUUCCCCAUGGAUGCCAGUUUUUUCUCAAUGGGCGGUGACUCUAUAUCUGUUAUUAGGCUUCGAUCAGUCCUCACAAAGGCUGGAUUUACGCUUAAAGUAAAAGAUAUUUAUCAGAACCCUACCAUCACGGCGCUCGCAGAUUUUUUAGACCCAAGCAGGUUUACCAGGAAUAGUACAGACAACGGCAGUAUGUUGCAGAGCUCUGUACAGUCAUUGCCAAAGACAAAGAGUCAGAUGGUCAGCAACCUUGUCCCUCCCACGCCAAUCAUUGAUUGGUUCUUUGCUUCCCAGAGAGCUAAUGAAAAUUGGUUCAAUCAAGGUCACAUCAUUAAGCUGAACAAGAAGCACACAUACGAGGACUUCCAGAGGGCUUGGUCUAAUAUCGUCGAAGCCCACCCGAUGUUACGUUUAGUGGUGUCGAAAAGUGCCACCCAUGAACAUGGAAAAUUCAUCGGUAUACCCAAUGAUAGCACCAAUCAUACCUUUUUCCUGAGAAAGCGUUUAUCGUCUAUGGAGGAGCUUCCUGAAGAGUUUUCGAAGCUACAGUCGUGCCUAAAUCUCUCCAGCGGGCGGAUUUGCGCCGUUGGCGGGUUUCAAAUAGGUGACGAACUCUACUGUGCGAUAUUUGCUCACCAUUUGGCCGUGGACGUGGUUUCUUGGCACGUCAUUUGGAGCGACCUAGAGGAUCUACUUCAGGGGGACUCCAUUGAACCGGAGUUCUCAUCCUUCCCUGAGUGGGCUGAAUAUUUGUCCAAGAAGCGUCAAAUCGCUGGGCAGAUUCCAGCUCAAAUUCACGCCCGCGAAUAUAACUCCUUCCUUACCACGGAACAGAUGAAGCGUCUUCCAGAAAAUACAGAAGCAUCAGGCAGCUUUAUGAAUGUCAAAGUAGAUGUCUCUACUCUCGACCUGAGACGUGAAGAUACAGAGCCCGUUGACAUGAUGCUUGCCGGCCUAGUUCUAGCGCUUAGCACCUGGCAGAGACGGAGACCUCCGAUGAAUCAGGUUGAGCUUCACUUUGAAUCACACGGUCGCGACUUGGAGCUGGAGGAGCUUGACCUAACCAGGACGGUUGGGUGGUUUACUCGCAUCAUUCCUAUUGCAUUCAAUGUACCAUUACAAGGAUCUGUGAACGACUUUACUACCAUGGUCCAGCAGACGCGAAAACAUGCAAUGUCCAGCGUCAAUCUUGCUUCAGCAAUUGAAACAGCUCCUGUAGAUGGAAUGGUUACGUUCAACUAUCUGGGGCAGAGAGCGCGAACAUCGUCCUACACCUCCUUUGAGAAUGUAGAGAUGGAUCUCGGCAUGUACCAAUCACCCACAAAUCAACGGUUUUCCAUCUUGGACAUUGAAUGCAGUUUGACUCAUGAGGGUCAGCUGGACAUUGGCGUUUUUUACAGCACUGCAAUUCACACUGCCAAUGAGAUACGCCAGCUGCUGGAUUCUUGGUCCUACUGCAUACGCAGCGUGGCUGAUGAAUCACAGGUUGAUAUUGCCGGUGUGCAGAGAAUCGCCGUAGGUCGUGGCACUUCCGGGCCGCCUACUGAGAGUCUUGGGACGCCUAUUGAUCAUAGCACCUACAGCAUUCCUGAGUGCAUGCAAGAUCAAAAAGACGCUAUUGAAGAAAGCAUUGUAGCAUGGAAGCUCAACAUCCAAGACAUCGAAAAAAUGGCGCCUGCCACUGAUGGACAGGCGGCGAUGCUUCUAGCCAGCCUUGGAUCUCGGUCAUACAUGCAUUCAUAUAACUAUGAGGCGAGUGACACAAAUACUGACAUUCAACGAGUACAACAUGCUUGGGAUGCAACCUACAAUGAGAAAAGUCAUCAUAGCGACAUACAGUUGGUGCAAGUCAUUCUCAAAGCAACCGCGCUGCCUACUCCUCUCCUAUGCAGACUUCGCAUCCACAAAUCCCCAACCACGGAGAAAGUUAUCUUGUUAGAUGAGGUUCGCAGUGUCUAUAAUGGUCAGGCACUGGCGCCCCAAAUUACUCAAUUCAGCGACAUCGUCGUAUCCAGGUAUGAGAAGGCACGCCAGGAUCCAACAAGCAACGACUUCUGGCAAUCACAGAUGCGUGAUAUUGAACCAAGCAUUCUGGUUAAUCCAUUGAGAGCGGACCAGGUGCCAACGGAGAUGCAAAAGGCGAUCCACGAAACUCUUAUUGACCGCCACCAGCAAUUCUGUUUCCCUGUAAGCCCCAAACACUUCAAACAUGCUGCCCACUACAAUCAUACGACAAUUCCGAUUCUGUUCCACGCUGCCUGGGCCCUCACUCUAUCCACUUAUCUAUCUACUCGAGACGUUGUGCUUGGUAGUGUCGUCUCUGGCCGUCGUGGAGAAGACAUUGAGCGCAUACAAAACGUAGUAGGACCAUGCCUCAACACUGUCCCGCUGCGAGUGUGCGUUGACUGGAACCAAAACAUGUGUCAAUUUAUCGAACACGUUACAGAUAUCUUCUUGGACAUGGCCGAGCACGAAGAUUUGCUUUCCUUAAAGCAGAUUCAAGGCCUCUCUGGAAAGAAAACUCUCUUCAACUCAACACUGAUUACCAACACGCCACUCAAAUCAGAAAACAUCGUUCAGUCUGGAUUUCAUCUCACCCUCAAAGACAUGGAUGAGGUGACUGAUGUUCCUGUGCUCCUGAAUAUGUCUUGUGAGGAAAGUACUAUAGUAGUCGAUGCGCGUGUGCAUGGAGAAGACAUUGAUGAAGAACAACUCUGUCGUAUGAUGGGGACGCUGGGCAUUGUGCUCCAGUAUGUUGCAGAUGCCAGGCGCGAUACUACCCGACCGCUUCAAAGCAUGGACUUGCUCGAAACCACUCAUCAUCGUCUACUUCAUAGCCGUGUGAGCAGAUCUCCAGAUCAAUCAGCUGUGGAAUUAUACCGAAAGAAGGGACAGAAACCGGUCGUCAUGACUUACAAAGCUUUGUCAACCAUCGUCGAGCUAGGUGCUAAGAGACUCCGAGCUGGAGCUAACCUAGAGCCAAAAUCGCGGGUUGCAAUCUUUCUGGAUAAAUCCACUGAACUCAUUUGCGCUAUACAUGCCAUACACCGAGCGGAUUGUGCCUAUGUGGCACUGGACAUAGACAACCCACAGGCUCGUACUAAACUGCUACUUGAGCAGAUUAGCCCAUCUGCCAUUAUCUGCUCAAAGGGUACUCUAAAGUUGCUCCCACAAACAUUCUUGGGGAAUGACAAAUGCCCCUUCAUAGUAGCUGAACAACUCUUCAACCCAGCUACGCAAUCUUCAAACGACAGCUACUACCUGCCUCCAUCCACGGCCACUUCAGAUGAUGUUGCAGCCAUUCUUUUCACAAGUGGAACUACGGGGACCCCCAAGGCUGUGAUAAUGCCACACCGUCAAGUUGUUGGUUAUGGUAUAAUGAUGGCAGAAGCCAUUGGAUAUGGCAGUGACGAUCGAGUGUUCAAUUUUGCGCGUCUCGUCUUUGAUGUCUCGCAAAGUGACAUAUUCGGAGCCAUCUAUUCUGGUGCUACACUGGUUCUCGCUCCUCAAACAGAGACAGUAUCAAGGCUUCCAGCGCUGCUAAGAGAAUCGGGUACCACAAGCCUGAACACAACGCCUUCUAUUGCUUCUCUCCUAUACCCAGAUAGCCUUCCUCGCAUUCGAUCUCUCUGCCUAGCAGGUGAGAUGGCUACAAAGGCUGUGUAUGAGAGAUGGACACCAUAUGUCAGAGUCAUCAACGCGUACGGACGCCCAAGUAUUGGAAUACAAAUACACAUCUUGGAUGACCACAUGCGCCGUGUUCCCAUGGGUAGUAUUGGGACAAUUUGGUGCUCUGGAAGACAACUGUCAGAUGGUUAUUACGGUCGACCGGAAGAAACAACAAAGGCCUUCCGAGAGAACCCAUAUGGGCCUGGUCUCAUAUAUAACACAGGAGAUCUAGGAGCAUACGACUCUAAUGGGGAGAUAAUGUACCAUGCGCGGAAAGAUCGCCAGAUCAAGGUUAAUGGUCGCCGUCUGGAGCUUUCAGAAAUUGAGAGAACUCUUACAACUCGAAACCACAGCGUAGUGGUACUUCUACUGGAUUCAAAUCUUGUUGCUUUCUGCUGCAAACUGGAUUCAUCGAAUGAUGGGCUCACGGACCCAGAUGGUACAGCUGGAUGCGGGCUCAAUGACAACAUGGCUCAGACACUCGCAAGCACGGAAGCCCAAGCCCACCAGAUGCUACCAAGUUUCAUGAUUCCAAAGUGUUUUGUCCCUGUUUCGGCAAUACCGUUGACGGGUAACAGCAAGGUAGAUCAGCUUAAGCUGCAUGAAAUCUACAAACAAUGGAAAGCACAGCGCAGCAUUCCAGUUCAUGAUGCAACAGCUUUGACACUACGACCCACGGCCCAAGCACCGGAAAAGUCAACAUAUGAACAACAGGUGCUGCCUCAACAACAUGGGCGACCACAAGACAUUGACUGGUCGCUGCGCGAGGAUGAUUGGAGCGACUACUUGCUUCCGUACUUCAACCCCAAGGCACCAUUGGGCACGCAGCCGCGGCGCCAAAUCUUCGCGUUCUUCGCUAUUACUGGCACGUCGAAGCAGCACAGCAUCUUGGCGCCCUAUUUGCCUUCAUUCAACCUCAUUGGAGUUGAGAAUAUCUUCUUUCACCAACCCGAUUAUUACAAUUCAUUGCAGGCGAUGGCAGUAGAGCACUCUGCGCUCAUACGGCGGCAACAGCCCACCGGACCGUAUCUGCUGGCCGGCUUCUCAUUUGCAGGCCAGUUAGCGUAUGAAGUGGCCAAUGAGCUGCGCCAGUUAGGGGAGCACGAUGUUCGUGUGGUCCUGAUCGACUCAGCCGCCAGAGAGCGUGCUCCGACGAGGCCUGGUGGUGUAACCGAUGCCGAAUGCGAAAAGUUCUUCAAGGUGCCAACCACUCUCGAAGCUACAGCGGCUGGGCCCGAAGUCGUUGAGUAUCGUCAAGGCCUUCUUAACCAAAUCCGCCACAACAUAACCCUGCACAACGAAUACGUGCCACGCCCCUUCAACGGCAACGCACUCAUUAUUCCGCGCUUACCAAACCAAGGCGAGAGCUGGGAUGGUGACGAAACCAAUGGUUACGCAGAAUUCGUACCGCAGGCUCGUUUACAGGUACAGACCGUAAUAGCAGCUGACCAUUUUGCCGUCAUGGAGGAAGAGCAGUCUUUGCGCAAGGUUGGACAAUUUAUUGAGGAGUUUAUGGCUGGUUUUUAA
This is a messenger RNA of Trichoderma breve, 19302 nucleotides long. Its product is annotated as AMP-binding enzyme domain-containing protein. Lineage: Eukaryota; Fungi; Ascomycota; Sordariomycetes; Hypocreales; Hypocreaceae. Gene Ontology annotation, biological process: secondary metabolite biosynthetic process; amino acid activation for nonribosomal peptide biosynthetic process. The transcript has 12 exons. Bases 1 to 19302 code for a protein of 6433 amino acids. Gene Ontology annotation, cellular component: cytoplasm. The record is from RefSeq and is a predicted model, not a curated record. Gene Ontology annotation, molecular function: phosphopantetheine binding; catalytic activity.